Molecule: messenger RNA, 1096 nt
Organism: Moneuplotes crassus
Lineage: Eukaryota; Ciliophora; Spirotrichea; Euplotida; Euplotidae
Source: the annotation of a GenBank genome assembly
ACAGCCCAAUCAUUAAAAUAAUGACCUCGAAUCCCCCUACCAGAGCCUAUCAGGCCUUUUCCCUGCCUGAGGGCCCCAACAAGUCUCACUACAUCGACUAUUCCAACGAUCUGCCUAUCCCAAAACAAGCCGCCAAGAAGAGGUACAAAGAAGUCAUCAAGGCCCAGAUGGAAUCAGCCUUCUGUGAUGACUGCCACACUCGAAGCGUCGUCGUCCACGAACGAGAGGGCACACGGGUCUGUAAGAACUGAGGUGACGUCAAAGAGUUCUCCAUGAUUGAUGAGUCUGCAGAGUGGAGAAAUAUGGGCACAGAGAAGUCCGUCAUGGACCGGACGGGAGGAAACCUUAACCCGCACCUUGAGAAUUACGGAGUUGAAAGUAAUAUUACAGGUACUAAUGCGGAAGAGAGCUUCAUGAAAAACGCAAAUAAACGCUUCGUAACCACAACUGAUAGGAAUAUUAAAGCAGGAAAUAUGAUAAUGAAGAGGUUUUCAUCCCAGUUAAACCUGACAAAAGCUUGCUUUGAUAUGGCAAUGGAUCUUUACUCAGCAAGUGAGAAGAAGAAUAUCCUUAGAGGGAAAAGCUAUGAAGCCAAACUUACAGCAUGUAUUUAUAUGGCAUGAAAGAUCGUAGGCAGACCUAGAGAUCUCAGAGAUUUAUUAAGCGUAUUGAGAGUGAAGAGAAGAGAUGUCACUAAAUGAUAUAAACUUAUAGCAAGGAGCAUGCCAAGUGCUCAGGUUAAUACAAACUAUGAGGAGAAGGUCUCAGCUCUGUGACGAAAUCUUAGUAUAACAGAUUACAUUGAGAAAGCUUGUCGACAAUGUGUUGACAUUAUCCGUGAGAGAGAAUUAUUAACAGGAAAGAACCCAAAUACCAUCGCUGGAGUAGCUAUCUAUAUAGUUACUAAAGAUUCUCCAUGCCCUCAAAGCUUUGGACAGAUAGCCGAGGCUGCUGGUCUAUCAGAAGUCACUAUCAGAAAAAGUCUCAGGUAUGUUGAGAAAAUUACUAAGGAGCUUAUCCCAAAAUGGUUUUUACCAUAUAUUAAGAGCUAAUUUAACGAGCUAUAAUUUCCAAUUAUUGACUUAAAUAUAUUUUG